AUGGUGUACGUGGAAUGGAUAAAUAUCCUGGUCGAUGCAAGGAGGAGCCUAUCUGACUUUUGUUGGACCCGAUCUUCGGCCGAGACCCUGGCUCAGUCGCAUCUGGCUGAAGUGCAUUGUAAUUUCCGAUUGGCCCAGCCAACAGCCAUGGCCAAGAUGCAACAGCAACAACAACAGCAACAGAAACAGCAACAGCAACAGCAACAGCAACAGCAACAGCAACAGCAACAGCAACAGCAACAGCAACAGCAACAGCAACAGCAACAGCAACAGCAACAGCAACAGCAACAGCAACAGCAACAGCAACAGCAACAGCAACAGCAACAGCAACAGCAACAGCAACAGCAACAGCAACAGCAACAGCAACAGCAACAGCAACAGCAACAGCAACAGCAACAGCAACAGCAACAGCAACAGCAACAGCAAUAG
Gamsiella multidivaricata is the source of this 429-nucleotide messenger RNA. RefSeq lists its product as uncharacterized. The record is from RefSeq and is a predicted model, not a curated record. The coding region runs from base 1 to 429 and encodes 142 amino acids. The transcript is spliced from 3 exons. NCBI's taxonomy places the organism in Eukaryota, Fungi, Mortierellomycota, Mortierellomycetes, Mortierellales, Mortierellaceae.